Messenger RNA from Anopheles coustani, 882 nucleotides. RefSeq names its product proteasome subunit beta type-6 (gene Prosbeta1). Gene Ontology annotation, cellular component: proteasome core complex. The transcript is spliced from 3 exons. The record is from RefSeq and is a predicted model, not a curated record. Gene Ontology annotation, molecular function: threonine-type endopeptidase activity. Bases 104 to 790 code for a protein of 228 amino acids. NCBI's taxonomy places the organism in Eukaryota, Metazoa, Arthropoda, Insecta, Diptera, Culicidae.
UGGUUCGGCUGUCAGUUCAACAAUCGUGAUAUUUCAUUUUCGUGUGGUGUAUCAAGCGGCAAUUGUUUUAAAACACUUUUCAUCUAAACUAUAGCAAGACAAAAUGGAUAUGGAUUGUUCAAACGACUGGAGAAAUGCUCAUCAUAGCACUGGAACCACGAUUAUGGCCGUAGAGUUUGAUGGUGGCGUAGUAAUCGGCGCUGAUUCACGUACCAGCACGGGAACGUAUGUAGCCAACCGAGUCACCGACAAGCUCACGAAGCUGACGGACAAAAUUUACUGCUGCCGUUCCGGUUCUGCUGCCGAUACGCAGGCCAUUGCAGACAUUGUCGCAUACUCGCUAAACUACCAUGAGAACCAGACGGGCGAGGAACCGCUCGUUGAGGAUGCGGCUAACGAAUUUCGUCAGUACUGCUACAACUACCGUGAAACCCUGGUGGCUGGUAUCAUCGUGGCCGGCUGGGAUCCCAAGAAGGGUGGCCAGGUUUACUCGGUUCCGGUUGGAGGCAUGCAGAUUCGACAGAGCGUUACGAUCGGCGGUUCCGGCAGCUCGUACAUCUACGGCUUUGUGAAGGAGAACUACCGCGAGGGUAUGGCACGGAACGAGUGCGUGGAGUUUGUGAAGAAAUCGGUCUUCCACGCAAUGUACCACGAUGGUAGCUCGGGCGGUGUUUGCCGCAUCGGGGUCAUCACGAAGGAUGGCGUCGAGCGGGAGGUGUUCUUUGCGCCGCGCGAUUACGAGAAUGUUCCCGCCCGUUCCGCUGCACCGAGUGUAUCCGUUCAGGCUUAAGGUAUGAUUUUCUUAACGGUGUUUGUAAGGAACGUUUUCUUUCUACUGUGGUAAAUGAUUUUGUGGCCGAAAUACACUUAUAAAUCGGUACG